GCAGUGGAGGCGGGGGCGGGGCCGGUCUCACCCGGAAUGAAAACAAACGGCGGCCGCCGCCGCAUCCGGGCACUCGGCAGGUCGCAGCGGAGGCGGUGGUGGCGCAGGAUGGCACAAAAGAAAUACCUUCAAGCAAAAUUGACUCAGUUUUUAAGGGAAGAUAGGAUUCAACUUUGGAAACCUCCAUAUACAGAUGAAAAUAAAGAAGUUGGCUUAGCAUUAAAGGACCUUGCUAAGAAGUACUCUGUCAAGCUAGAAUGCUGUGAAAAUGAAGUAGAAAAUAUAAUAGAAGAAAUACGUUGCAAAGCAAUUGAGCGUGGAACAGGAAAUGAAAAUUACAAAAAAACAGGAAUUGCUACAAUUGAGGUAUUUUUACCACCAAGACUUAAAAAAGAUAGGAAAAACUCGUUGGAGACACAGUUGCACAUUACUGGCAGAGAACUGAGGUCUAAAAUAGCUGAAGCCUUUGGAUUUCAGGAAAAUUAUAUCAAAGUUGUCAUAAAUAAGAAACAGCUUCAACUAGGGAAAACUCUUGAAGAACAAGGAGUGACUCACAACGUAAAAGCGAUGGUGCUCGAGCUAAAACAGUCUGAAGAGGAUGUGAGGAAAAACUUCCAGGUAGAGGAAGAGGAACAAAAUGAGGCAGAACUGAAAGAAAAACAAAUUCAGAGGACUAAGAGAGGACUAGAGAUACUGGCAGAGAGAGCUGAGAUGGUGGUGGAUCCAGAAACUACACCAUACUUAGACAUAGCUAACCAGACAGGCAGAUCAAUCAAAAUUCCCCCAUCAGAAAGAAAAGCCCUUAUGUUAGCUAUGGGAUAUCAUGAGAAGGGCAGAGCUUUCCUGAAAAGAAAAGAAUAUGGAAUAGCCUUGCCAUGUCUGUUGGACGCUGACAAAUAUUUCUGUCAGUGCUGCAGAGAGCUGCUGGACACAGUGGAUAACUACGCAGUGCUGCAGCUGGACAUAGUGUGGUGUUACUUCCGCUUGGAACAGCUGGAAUGCCUUGACGAUGCUGAGAGAAAAUUAAACUUGGCCCAGAAAUGCUUUAAAAAUUGUUAUGGAGAAAAUCAUCAGAGACUGGUCCACAUAAAAGGAAAUUGUGGGAAAGAAAAGGUAUUGUUUUUAAGACUCUACUUGCUUCAAGGUAUUCGAAACUAUCACAGUGGAAAUGGUGAAGAAGCUUGUGAGUAUCUCAACAAGGCACGUCACCUCUUUAAAGAGCUAUAUAUUGACCCAUCGAAAGUUCACAAUUUGUUACAGUUGGGAUUUACUGCCCAGGAAGCCCGGCUUGGCCUAAGGGCGUGUGACGGGAACGUGGAUCAUGCAGCUACUCACAUCACCAACCGCAGAGAGGAAUUGGCCCAAAUAAGGAAAGAGGAAAAAGAGAAGAAAAGACGCCGCCUGGAGAACAUCAACUCUCUGAAAGGAAUGGGCUACUCGACGCACGCAGCCAAGCAGGCGCUCCAUCAGGCCAGCGGGAACCUGGACGGGGCCCUGAAGAUUCUGCUCAGCAAUCCUCACAUGUGGUGGUUAAAUGAUUCCGAGCCUGAAACCAACAACCAUCAAGAAAGUCCUUCCCAGGAAAACGUUGACCAACUGGUGUACAUGGGCUUUGAUGCGGUAGUGGCCAAGGCGGCACUGAGAGUGUUCCGGGGCAACGUCCAGCUGGCCGCCCAGACCCUGGCUCACAACGGAGGCAGUCUUCCUCCUGACCUGCAGCUCUCGGCCGAAGACUCUUCCCCAACGCCAUCCACGUCCCCUUCAGAUUCUGCAGGAACCUCUAGUGCCUCAACAGACGAGGACAUGGAGACAGAGGCCGUCAAUGAGAUCCUGGAAGACAUUCCAGAACACGAGGAAGAUUAUCUGGACUCCACUCUGGAAGAUGAAGAAAUUAUUAUUGCAGAGUACCUAUCGUAUGUAGAAAAUAUAAAGUCGGCAACAAAGAAAAACUAAAUAAUGAACAGAAAUAAGUACUAAGUUUCCGCUUAUAAAUGCUAUCAUUAUGAAAAGUCUAAUGCAGGUCUUCUUUCUUUUUAUCUGAUUUUGCUCCAAGAGUGCGUCCUCCUUGGGUAUAGGAGAAAGGAGCUUCCUCGGGCCUGGCUCGGGCUCUUCUCCUCCGGCCCUGCAUCCCUGACCCGGCUCCCCUGCCUGGUUUUUCUCUCAGCAGCUCGAAGGCGGCCUGCUGCUGGCGAGGGGCCGGUCUCUGGGGAAGGGUAAUGGGGAGGGAGGGCGUCCAGACCCUCCUCCUCCUCCUCCUUUUACCCACUUUCCUGUCCUCCGGCAAUGUCGUCUCUGCUGUGCAAGCCCCAUGGCUUCCUGUGCCACCCCACCCCCAAAUCAUCCUUUAUGCCCACAGCACUUGGAAUGGAGAUUUAAAGAGGGGGCUCAGGCCACGGCAGCCACGUGGUGGCAGGUGCCCUCAGCCUGCAGCGGCAGCGUCGUAGCUCCUCGUUCCGUACGGUGUGCACUUGAAAUUCAGAGUUGAAGGUCACACUUUAUAUGUAUUCAGAAUUCCUCAUUACACAAAAUAUUUUAUUAAAUGGGAAUGUUUUAAAUGUUAACCAAAGCAACUUAUUUUUAAUUAACAUUUUUAGACUCUGCUGUCUUACUGAACUCACUGCUAGCUAAGAGACCUCUCAGAUUUAGAUAUAUUUUCCUCAGGUUUUCUGUGGGGUUUGUUGUUGUAUCUGUAUGGAGAGCCUAUUUCUAAAGACACGUACGUAGCCUUUUACUGAUGGAAAUAACUACUCGUUGCGCCAUGCAUUCCUCUAUAGACGUGUAGUAAUGGAACACCUUGCAGCCAGGUGCUGAGUGGAUCAAGUGCCAGAUGUGUUCUGAGACUUCCUCCCUUCUAGAAGUUGCUGGAAGCUCCUGACUGACAGCAGGGUGGGCUAUGUGUUGCUUUUAGGGGGCUGGCUGAAAUGCUCCAAUUUUUUUCAUAAAGUAUGGACAGUCUGGUUUAGACCAGCAGGAAUACUGUUAUUCUUUUAAAAUGGAUGAUACUGAUGGAAAUAAAAGGUGGAAAAUAUAUUCAACAAUGA
This is a messenger RNA of Microcebus murinus (gray mouse lemur), 3041 nucleotides long. RefSeq names its product negative regulator of ubiquitin like proteins 1 (gene NUB1). NCBI's taxonomy places the organism in Eukaryota, Metazoa, Chordata, Mammalia, Primates, Cheirogaleidae. The record is from RefSeq and is a predicted model, not a curated record. Gene Ontology annotation, molecular function: protein binding. Gene Ontology annotation, biological process: regulation of ubiquitin-dependent protein catabolic process.